Messenger RNA from Nerophis lumbriciformis (worm pipefish), 1726 nucleotides. It is a transcript of the gene hacd2, whose product is annotated as 3-hydroxyacyl-CoA dehydratase 2. NCBI's taxonomy places the organism in Eukaryota, Metazoa, Chordata, Actinopteri, Syngnathiformes, Syngnathidae. Gene Ontology annotation, molecular function: 3-hydroxyacyl-CoA dehydratase activity. Gene Ontology annotation, biological process: sphingolipid biosynthetic process; very long-chain fatty acid biosynthetic process; fatty acid elongation. Gene Ontology annotation, cellular component: endoplasmic reticulum membrane. The record is from RefSeq and is a predicted model, not a curated record.
GUUUGUACCUCUUGUAGUUCUUCCUGCCAUCGGACACCUUGCAGGGCCAAAGAUCGUUGCAGUCAUGCCGGCAGCUGCUUCGGGGACCAACAAGGCCACUCACGGCGAUGGAGGCCCGAAGAAGAAGAGAGGCCCGGGUGCUUUGGCCACGGCGUACUUGGUCAUCUACAACGUUGUUAUGACCGCGGGGUGGUUGGUGAUCGCCGUAGGUCUGGUGCGAGCGUACCUGGCCAGGGGAAGCUACCACGGCCUCUACUACUCCAUCGAGAAGCCCCUCAAGUUCUUUCAGACCGGCGCCAUCCUGGAGAUUGUCCACUGCGCUGCAGGGAUCGUGCCAUCCUCCGUCAUCCUGACCGGCUUCCAGGUCAUGUCCCGGGUCUUCCUCACCUGGGCCGUCACACACAGCGUCCGAGAGGUGCAGAGCGAGGACAGCGUGCUGCUCUUCGUGGCCGCCUGGACCGUCACUGAGAUCAUCCGCUAUUCCUUCUACACCUUCAGCCUGCUCAACCACCUGCCCUACCUGGUCAAGUGGGCCAGGUACACCUUCUUCAUCGUGCUCUAUCCGAUGGGCGUGAGCGGCGAGCUGCUGACCAUCUACGCGGCGCUGCCACACGUGCAGAAGACGGGCCUGUACUCGGUCACGCUGCCCAACAAGUACAACUUCUCCUUCGACUACCACGCCUUCCUCAUCCUGGUCAUGAUCUCCUACAUUCCACUGUUCCCCCAGCUGUACUUCCACAUGGUGCGACAGAGGAAGAAGGUUCUGGGCCACGCAGGCGACUGCAGCAAAGUGGAGUGACUCCUCACACUUGGCAGCAAACAGGAAGUGGACCAAACAAAAUGGACCAGUGAUUUCAUCUUGUCCUCCCAGGGUUUGUUUGCUUUUUGGAUUCUUUUCAGUUCUCUUGAUGAAGUCCAGCUGUGUCGCAGCUAAAGAUGCACUGAUGGAAACACCGCUUCCUUCAAGUAGAACCCCUCUUUAGUUUAACUCUUUCACACACUUUUUGCCUCGCUGGCUGUAAUAUUUAGCUUUUAUCUGUGAUUGGAAAACGCUCUUGCUCCCUUUGUUACUUGGGAGGGCCUCAACAAGCACCAUUGAUAUGUUUAGGACUCUCUAGCGACAACUUGAAUAAAUAUAGUCUGGAAAAUGGCCGACGACGUCUGUAAACGUCAGCUUUCCAUUUCCAGGCCACACAAGGGCCAUAUUUUAACCAGCUGGUCCUGGGGACUCGGACCAAAUGAGCCGUGGUUAAAGUGACACGUACUAGAGAGAAGGGCCGCCAUAAAUUGCGAAGGAAUUUUUCCCUAUGCCACAGGAUGUGGGCGGGGCCUGGCGCCAAACUUUGAUCACAUGGUUUGCCACAAAACACUCAACUCUCGUAACCCGGCGGAACAUGACAUGAACAGCUAAGUAGUUUCCCCGCUCCUUUUGUCCCUCAAAGUCCUGACUUGCACUGUUUGACCCUGAAGGACUGCUCCUGACAACUUGAUACAAGGUAGCAUUUCUUAAACCAGUCUAUGCUCACAUAUUAUUUCCUGCUAGCAGCUAGCCGGCGACAACAAGAUGUGGGAAAUUCCACGUUUUCUAGAUGAAAAGUCUAUUCAGGAAGUAAAAAGGUGUUGUUUAUAUGGACAGAAAAGCACAAUGUUGUGUUUUGGUCACAAUAGUUGGACUCAUUUGGUACGUGAGCUUAGUGAAUUUGUCAUAAAAGUGUGUGAACUGAAA